AUGGGGCAGCCAGAGCUGGGGAAGGCGCCGUCCGACGCCGAGCCGGACCGGAGCCAAAGGACCCGCAGGCAGCCGCCGAGUCACAGCCGGGGACAGCGAGGGCGAGCCAGGGGGCAGGACGGGCGGAACCCGGGCGGAACCCGGUCCCUGCGCCUAUGUCUAUGGCGCUACUCCUUUGUUGCUGCUUACUUCCUGCAUAUUUACCUGUUGACUACGGAACAAUAGACAGAUGGAAACUAAACAAAAUGUAAAGAAAUGAAAUCGAAGUGCAUCACAAUAAUUACAUGGCCUCUGGUUUCGGUUUCGCUGGGCGGCAUAAAACGAUUAAAAUGCGUCCGAGUCCAAGAUCGGAGAAGCCAGUCUGCCUAAAGUCAGUCAUCGUCAGGAAUAGACAACACUGGGCUCUCUAGACAGGAGGAGGUUGUGUAAAAUGGCUACAGACUGGACUCCCGCUCUCUGGUCGGAUACCUUCGCUGAGCUGGAGGAGGACGAGCUGGAACACGGCGACAGCUGGACGCUAAAUUUCCGCUUCAGCUGGACGGAGACCCUGACUGUCGCGGAGAGGAAAAAAGGCUGGAAGAUCUACUGUCACCGUGCUCAAGGAGGGUUCAGGUGCAGCAAGUGUUUCCAAUGUUGGGCGUCAGACGAAGCUGAAGUCCUCUUCCGCUACCGCCUGCAGAGCUUGGCAUGCCGGGGAACCAUCAUCAUGAAACCCAAUUGCCAGACCUGCUCCCAUUGCCGCGGGGAUUCUAAUUGGCCGGGGUUCUCCCUGGAGGAAGUACAGAAAGCCCUGCACCACCUCUUCAAUGUGAUCAAGAACAACUGCUAUGGCUCUGUACAAUAAACCCCAUUAGACCAUAAGAACAUAAGAACAUAGGAACUAUACAAACGAGAGGAGGCCAUUCGGCCCAUCAAGCUAUGCAAGGCCUGCAGUUUCAGCACCUACCGCCAGAAUGAGUAGUGCCUGCGGGGCCGAGCACAGGAAGGCAGGCAGUCUGCAGGCCUAACUCUCUGUAGAAGGGACAUGGGCUGGGGGAUUGUGUGCUGCUUUGGGAACUGUCCUUUUUACCUGAUAAAUAACCAGCAAAGAAAAACUUGGUU
This is a messenger RNA of Paramormyrops kingsleyae, 1101 nucleotides long. Its product is annotated as receptor-transporting protein 4-like. NCBI's taxonomy places the organism in Eukaryota, Metazoa, Chordata, Actinopteri, Osteoglossiformes, Mormyridae. Gene Ontology annotation, biological process: protein insertion into membrane; protein targeting to membrane. The record is from RefSeq and is a predicted model, not a curated record. Gene Ontology annotation, molecular function: olfactory receptor binding.